Bradysia coprophila is the source of this 1162-nucleotide messenger RNA. RefSeq lists its product as uncharacterized. Gene Ontology annotation, molecular function: chitin binding. The record is from RefSeq and is a predicted model, not a curated record. Lineage: Eukaryota; Metazoa; Arthropoda; Insecta; Diptera; Sciaridae. Gene Ontology annotation, cellular component: extracellular region.
AUUGUAACACAUUCUACACGUUCGACACAGAGAACAGGAUGGCAGUCAAAUCAAAUAUUUCAAUAUUGCUGGUUUGCUUCUUCAUCACUCAAAUAUGCGUUGGAGCCGUGGAACCGGAGUGUGACGGCGUAAAUAAUCGGAUUCCCAGUCCGGAAGGCCGUUGUGAUAUAUUCUAUGAAUGCAUAGAAGACGAAGGUUUAAUAGUGCCUAGUCAAGUUUCAUGUGAUACCAUAUGUUCUGGAUGUCACUUCAGCACUGAGGCGUUGGAUUGCGUUCACCCAGAUGAGGCUCUGUGCUUGCCCGAAUUGAGAAAAUUAACCUGUACAAACGUUACCGAUAUUAUCGCUCACCCAACCAACUGUGCUAGAUUUUUUACUUGCGAUUCUCUGAGACCGACUGUAGCUGAUUGCCCUGUCGAUUUAGAAUUUGGUAGACUACUGCAAACUUGUGUUUCGAUACGUGAAGCGCGAUGUUCUUGUGAUCUUCUUGAUGAUCCAGAUCGACCAUUAUUGUUACCAGAUCCAAUGAGUUGCACUUCAUUCUACAAAUGUCAUAAUGGUGAGCCUGUGCUAGUAGAUUGUCCAACAAACUUAUUUUUUUCGUUCGAACGUCAGCGUUGUGAUUUUGCAAAUGAAGUUAAUUGUAGAGACGGUUUCAGACCAUAAAACUAAAAUUUCCAUUUUGAGAAUUAAAGGCAUUUUCCAAAAAAAACCUACAUAAGUUCAGGGACGCUGUUUGAUUUGUGAAGAAAAAAAUUUACUUAAUGUGUGUGGUUGUAAAUAUUUCCUCAGUAAAAAAGCCCACUUUAUGCAUGCAACAAUAAAUUUUCGAAAGCCACAAACAUUUCAAUAGAUGUUGUGAAUCAUUAAAUUCAAACGCUUAAAAAAAUAUGUACAAAAAAAAAUCAAAAGAAAAUUUCAUGAAAUUUUUAAACAGCCUCACAAGACGAAACCAAACAUGAAUAUUGUUCAUUACAUCCAAUAAUUUAACUCACCGAAAGUAAUUUAUAUAAAGAGAAAAGUCGUUUUUUUAUCAACUUUUUUUUAAUAUUUGUGUAAUUUGUGUAAGUUGUUGCUGUAUGUGUGUAGCUCAAAUGGCGAAAUUCAUUGUAUAUACAACAAGCUUUGUAUAAUUUAAUAAAAGAACAUUUUUCAGCAUUGAA